AAUACCGUUGUGAGGAAUCGCUUCGAGAGGCAAUACAGCAGAGACAAAAGAGAAUGUUGAAAUUCACAAUUGUCAUUAUUGCUACGCUGGUUUUUCAUAAAGUAAACGCGCUGAACGAGGAUGAAAGAGAUCAGAUGAAAUUUACGAUUUUGCAAGCGAAGAAUCGUGCGUUUGAUCAGGUACAAGGAAUUAAAGCUUUAGCGACUACUGAAAACGCAAACUUUAUUGCCGAUGUGAAUGAAGUGGUGCUGAAGUCUUUAAGCGAUAUGGAAGCAUUGAGAAAAGAAUUUGACACACAAAGUGCUUCUUGCGAUGUGAAAGAUGACAUAAACAAUAAUGCUGUGAAGACUGUUGCGCACUUUCAAUCCUGCACGGAAAAAGUAAUCAAUUAUGCCGAUGCGGACAUGAAUUCUCUGGCUUUUGACGGAAGCCUACUGGUGAAAGAAAUUGAUUACCCUGAUAAACGCACCGAGGAACUAUCUCGUCAAGUUGAGGAAUAUGACGCGAGGUCUUACCAAUUCGCCAAGUAUCUGCAAAGAUUGGAGAAGUGCAAAACUCAAUCAAAUAUGACACGACUUAAGCGCCACAUAUCUGAGGCUUUAGCCAGCUACAAACGAUGCCUUCAAAAUAAGUAAAUAUUCUCCGAUUUAACACGCAAUUGUAGUUUUUUGGCUAUAAAGAAAAUGGUUCAUAUAUUUUUAUAAAAUUACACCACACUAAACAAAAGUUGUCAUAUUAAAAAAAUACUAAAAUCUUUUUGUCAUAUUAAAACAAUCAACAUUAAAAAUAUCGAAAUAAAAGAUGGCAUGUUGUCAAAAAAAAAGUUUCUACCGUUUUUUACAUUCCUCGACAGCGUCUGCUUGUGAUACGGAAGUUAUUAUGUAUACCUUUAGUUUAAUAUUUGCAUAAACAAUUGUAGAAAUGUAACGAUAAACACAUUUUUAUCGGCGCAACGAUCAUAUAACACAGUAAAUCACACAAAUAAAAUUCACGUUUUCCUGAAUAAUAUGUUUUGCUUAUCACUGUCAUUUGUCACUUGAUUCAUCCUAAUUAGUAGAAUUGCGUCACUGAUAUAAUUUGACAUAUAAUUUGCAUACUUUGACAUGCGUCGCGUUGGCGAUGGAUAUUUCUUAUAUAAACUGCGGUUUGGAUCACACAUGUAGUACUGCCGAAGUCGCUCAGCAGAAGUAGUGCAACAGAAUUGGAGCAACAACAAUGUCGAAAAUGGCGAUGAGUUACAUCAUCCUAGCUGUUUGUAUUACGUACCAAACAGCCCAAGCUGGCACGCUUGAUUGGAAUAGUCUGUUAUCUUUACCGCAAAACCUAGAUAAACUUCAUAACGUUUUUGAACUUGCACAAAAUAGCAUAAGUUCAUAUAGUUCACAAUCAGAACAAGCGAUCGACCAAACGAUUGCUAAUAUAUCUAAUGAACGGGACCUAGUUCAGCAAGACAGGGAUUCGUUGCUAAAAAAUGCUCAGAAUGCCGAGCCGUGCGACAAGUUAAAAUAUGAGUUAAAAGCGAGUACGGAUUCAUUGUACGUAUCCCUCUAUAAUUGCGUUUUGAAGGGACUCGCAUCGGUCAAGUUGACAAAUUCAAACUUUACGCAAUUGAGCAAUGAUUUGUUAAGUACUCUAAACAAAGAAUUACCAGAGUUGACGAAAUGCGCAAGUAAAUCAAAUUUGUCGGGCCAACUGUCCUGUCUUGCGAACACCACGGCAGACGACACCUUUAAACUGGCUCUUUCUUUGCUUAAAACACUUCCGAAAAUCUCGGUCGAUUAUUUAACAGUUCUCCCGAAAACGGCGCUUUGCAUUGGACAAUCGUUCCCUCAAAUCUUCUCAAACACGAGUAUUAUUGAAGACGCGAAACUGUGCGGUCGUAGUUUAACGCAACCACUAACAACCAUCAGCAAAACUGCUUAAUCUUUACAUGUAUUACAAUUGUAAGAUGAGACGAAGCUUUUACUUUCUCUAUUACGUUACGCACCCAAUUAUGUUAUAUGUAAUUUGAAGCUUGGCAAUUAGCUUACCAUUAUUACACUUCUAUAUUUGUCUUUUGAACAGAAUGUAAAUUUAAUGCAACUACAAACAAUUUAUGAAUAAAAUUGUCACAUAAGAGCAAAUAACUAUGGAAUUAUACAAGCAGA
Pseudomyrmex gracilis is the source of this 2147-nucleotide messenger RNA. RefSeq lists its product as uncharacterized. The coding region runs from base 54 to 635 and encodes 193 amino acids. NCBI's taxonomy places the organism in Eukaryota, Metazoa, Arthropoda, Insecta, Hymenoptera, Formicidae. The transcript is spliced from 7 exons. The record is from RefSeq and is a predicted model, not a curated record.